Molecule: messenger RNA, 267 nt
Organism: Menidia menidia (Atlantic silverside)
Lineage: Eukaryota; Metazoa; Chordata; Actinopteri; Atheriniformes; Atherinopsidae
Source: the annotation of a GenBank genome assembly
CUGACCCGGCCUGUGGAGAGGAUGAGGUGCGUUGUGGUGUUUCUGGUGCUCUCGCUGGUGGUCGCCAUGGCCGAGCCGGGGGAGUGUUUUUUCAAAAAAGCUUGGAGAGGGAUAAAGGCCAUAUAUGGAGGAGCCAAGUCCGGAUGGCAACAGUACCGAAAUCAACGCAGAAUGGAAAAAAUGGCCCAGAAUCAGCAGCCAAAUGGUGGUCAAAACCAGCAAGACAACUAUCAAGGACAACAAGAUGUUUAUCAACGUCCAGGCUGA